Molecule: messenger RNA, 2655 nt
Organism: Thyridium curvatum
Lineage: Eukaryota; Fungi; Ascomycota; Sordariomycetes; Thyridiales; Thyridiaceae
Exons: 3
Coding region: 1-2655 (884 amino acids)
Cellular component (GO): kinetochore
Source: RefSeq, a predicted model, not a curated record
AUGGAUUCGUAUAGCUCUUACCGGGAACGCUCUCCUGCCGACAGGACUUGGGGUGGCCGAGAUGAUGCCAAGGUCAAGGAAGAACGAGAUACUUUCUACCGCGGCAGGUCUCCAGGCCACGAUCGAGCCCGUCGCUCCAACCGGUCACGGUCACCGGUGGCCGUUGAUCGAUAUGAGCCAAGGGGCACUCGCACUCGCGAUGAUUAUGCUCCUGGCCGCGAUCGCGACAGAGACGACCGCCGCGGCAUGCGCUCUCCGCCUGCCAACAUCGAUAGAUAUGUUCCGGGACAAGAUGCUGGACCUCCUCCGCCCAUGACCAACCCGAUCCCAGAUCCUAUGAAGCUGUCUUACCAGGUCGGCUUCUCUUUCUUCGGGGAAUGGUGGAGAGCAGAGGAGAAGAUCAAGGAGGAGAAGGAGCGAGUGCGAACCGGUGGCCGCCGACGCGAACCUGAUCGUCCACGCGGGCCGAAGGAAGCGCAGGAGGAGCGCGAGAAAGAGAAGGCUAAGAUCCAGGCAGCGUAUGAUGCCUACAAGGAGGAAUUGCAGGCCAAGAUGGCACAGCAAUUUGUCAAGCAGCACAAGGACGAGCAGUGGUUCCGCGAGCGAUAUGUGCCUGAGAUCCGGGACGGUUUGAGGCAGCAACUCAACGAGUUCCGACGGGGCGGGUACAGCCAAUGGGAGCAGGAUCUUGAGGCUGGUACUUUCGACGACUUUACUCUCGAGGGGAUUCCCAAGAGCGAGAGCAAUGGCGUCGGCGGUCUUGUCGAGAAGGAGGAAGGCGAGGCCACCGCGGCCAAUGAGGUUCUCGGUGUUGGCGACCUUGUCCCUGCCGGCAAUGCCGACAUCCGGGACGAGAAUCUUUUCCAGCCUACUCUCCUUAUCAAGACCAUUGCGCCCAGCGUCAGCCGACAAAACCUCGAAGCGUUCUGCAAGGAGCAUCUGGGCGAAGAUGAAGGCGGCUUCAAGUGGCUCUCUCUGAGCGAUCCCAACCCCAGCAAGCGGUACCACCGAAUCGGCUGGAUCAUGCUCCACCCCGCUGCCGAGGGCGUCUCCGUCGUCGAGCGGACUGAUGCCAAAGAUGAGGAUGGUGACGAGAUGAUAACCGCACCCGCGCCAGCCUCGACCGCCGAGAAAGCACUUGAAGCUGUCAACGGCAAGACUGUCAAGGACGAGGUGCGUGGCGACUUUGUUUGCCACUUUGGAGUCCACAACCCACCGAGCAACCCCCGCAAGAAGGCACUCUGGGAUCUCUUCUCGGCCCCCGAACGCAUUGACAAAGAUCUGACUCUGGUCCAGAGGCUUGUCAACAAGUUUGAAGCGGACUUUGGCUCGGAUUUCAAUGCCAUUCUCAAGGUUGAGGAGAAGGUUGAGGAGCUUCGAAGCGCCGGUCGCCUGCAACCAGUUGUCUCGGGAGCGUCCUCGUCAAAGAAGUCCAAGAAGGAGCGCGUCCUAGGCAUGGACGAGGCCUUGGAUGAAGGCGAGGAGAUGGAGGCCGAGGAGGACGAAGAGGAAGAGGGCAUGGUCGAUGACGAAGUAGAUGACGAGGAUAUGCUGGUCAAGAAGAAGCAACUUGAUCUCCUGAUCGAGUACCUCAGACGAGUCUUCAACUUCUGCUUCUUCUGUGUGUUUGAGAGCGACUCGAUCCACGAGCUCACGCGGAAAUGCCCUGGUGGGCAUCUGCGGCGUCCCAGAAGCACGCUGUCGUCGUCGGCCAAAGAGAUCGCGCGAGCAAGCGCUGUUGGCGACCCGUUCCCUAGCAAGAAACGAGGCGAGGCUGCAGAUGGCGAGGAAGGCGAGGUGGCGCCGGAAGGAGACCGGAAAUUCCGCAACACCUCGACCAAGACGGAGCAGCAACUCCAGCGAGCUUACAACUGGGUCAAGACUUUCGAGGAUAAGAUUAUGCAGAUUCUCGAGCCUGAUUCAGUCGACCUUCGCAAGCUGGGCGGUAAGCCCGCUGAAGAGGCAAUUGGCGCUGACCUUGCCAAAUUUGUCAAGCAAGAGGAUGAGCACAAGUGGCGCUGCAAAGUCCCGGACUGCACCAAGCUCUUCAAGGAAGAGCACUUCUGGAGGAAGCAUGUUGAGAAGCGCCACGGAGAGUGGCUUGAUAAGCUCAAGGAAGAGUUUGAACUCAUCAAUGCCUAUGUGCUGGACCCUGCGCACAUCGCGCCCUCCAGGACCGACGCCAAUUCAAACGGGCAUUUCCCGCCUGCCAACGGUCAAGCGCCGACUGGUACGCCGCGUGGAUUUAACCUGCAGAACUACUCGAUGAACAGCAUGCUUCCCAUGCCCGGCUUCCCCAUGCCCGGCAACUUCCCGCCCAACCUGUUCAAUGCGGCGGCGAUGCAGCAAGCCGUUGGAUGGCACGGUGCCGGAGAUGACCGUGGAGCCGGUCCUAUCCGCCGCGGCGGACCCGGUGGGAACCGCUAUAACAAUCGGUCCGGACCGUACGACCGUCGCCCGAACCCCCGCUACGAUGGUGCCGGCGGCAUGGGAGGCCGCGGCAGGGGCGGCCCUGGUGGCGGCGGGCGCUGGGGUGACGGCGCUGGAGGUGGCGCCGCGGUUGGGCCCCGUGAGGCCAUUCAGGGCCGCACGAUCAAGAGCUACGAGGACCUCGACCAGGUGUCGGGUUCUGGAGGCGGUGAGCUGAACUAUUAA